AUGGAUUGUAUUAAUAUAAAAUUUGACGAAGAUAUUAAUUUUCAUAUUUUACGGCAUUGGUCAUUAUACGACUCAAUCUAUCAUACACAUGAGAUGAUCAUAGCGUUUAAAUUAUGGUCAUCACGUGGUCUGUCUCAAUUGAAAGAAUUUCUUGCUGACUUAGGCAUACCGAAACGCGAAUACGAACAAAACUAUCGAGAUAUGAAUAUUAAAUAUAAAUCAACAAUAAAAAAACAAAUAUUAGAUAAACGUCUACACGACAAAUAUCAUUAUGCAACUAAUACAAUCAUAUUGCCAACAUUUUUAUUAAGCAGUGGGUUUUCAUUGAAAUUAUCACCACAAGAUAUUGUUUAUUCAAUAAUGUCAACGUUACAAACAUUACCAUCGACGUCAUCAUCUACUUCUAUGAUGAUUGAUUUAACUGCGCGUUUUUCAUUGUCGUUGUCCUGUUUAAAUUAUAAUUUAUUAACUGAUUAUUUAGAUGGAAUCAAAUUAGAAAAAGCUUAUACACAUAAAAUUCAUUAUUUAAUCGAAACGCUGUUGCAAUCGGAUAAAAACUUGUCAUUCGAUAAUACAGUACCAUUUAUAUUACUUCGAUUCGAUCAAAAUAUGUUUAAUUCGUCGACAACAGGCGAUCAUACGACAUCAUGCGGAUUUUUUACUCAUCCAUAUCAAGCAUAUGUAUUCGCGCGUAAAGCAUUACAAAUAUUAAUUGCCUAUACAUCAUCGUCAACGAAUAUUGUUAAGAAAAAAAAAUCGAAGCAUCUACAACGUUUACCAUUAAUAUUAAUAGCUCCUUAUUCGCUGACCAAUGCAGGGCAAGAAUUAGUUGAGAUUGUCGUCGGUGUACCAUCAUUGAAUAGCAUUAUGAUGAAUUCAUUUUCGACAUUAUUCGAAGCAGCCGAUCGUCGUUGUGGUAAUGUUGCAAAAUUUGUAUUUUUUGAUCAUUCUGUAUUGUUAUUGCAAGAACAACAUCAACAAAAAUUUAUCGAUGCGCUUAUGUUUGUACUUGCAAAAUAA
Molecule: messenger RNA, 1020 nt
Organism: Rotaria socialis
Lineage: Eukaryota; Metazoa; Rotifera; Eurotatoria; Philodinida; Philodinidae
Source: the annotation of a GenBank genome assembly